Molecule: messenger RNA, 867 nt
Organism: Danaus chrysippus (African queen)
Lineage: Eukaryota; Metazoa; Arthropoda; Insecta; Lepidoptera; Nymphalidae
Source: the annotation of a GenBank genome assembly
AUGGAGUUCAAUGCAUGUCAAACAAAUGAGAUUUCGGACCCUUUAGACAUUGAGUUUUAUUCUGAUCGAUCCCGUACUCCCAGCCCUUCGCCCGUGUUAACAACAAAUGUAUGUUGUGACUUGGAAGACAUAUUGAGCGACGCCAUCACAGAUUCUCUCCAAAGCUCUGUUAGGUUGAAUAAUAGUGAGUUAACGAACCAGGAGCUGACGAUCCGACCGGAAGCUAACAUUGAAUUCAACAUUCCGGAAGGGUUAGAUCUCUUCAAAGUGAUAUUUGAGGUUGAGAGUGAUACAGAUAUUCCGAUACCAACAAGAAUGGGUGAUGUUGAGGGAGCAUCUGUCCAAAAUCACCCACUAAAAGACCAGGAGUCGUGUCGACAUGUGGGCGGGUCAAAGUUCUACGAAGUGGUGGAUGGCGAAGGUGACACUUGCUCCCCAACAGAGAAGCAGGACCACAUGAAACCCAUUGAGAGUGAUGAUGAAGUAUCAGACGUGGACCAGGAAUGCACGGUUUUCUGUGGGGUCAGCUACUUGGGGGCCCAGAACAUAGCUGACCCCAAGUCUGAAACUGACAUACAGAGGAUCAUGAAGGAGCUGAGUUCUAUGCCAGAGAACAGAGAUGGUAUAGCUGUCUCCAUAUCUAUACCGGUCUGCUCACAGGGAUUGGUCGUGUUAUACCAAGCGGAUACAAACAGCGUCAUGACUCGCUACGCAGUGAACCGGAUAUCAUUCUACGCGCGCGGCGCCGCCGGUUCGCCAGUAGCUUCCUGCUUUGCAUUCACCUGGUCUCAUGGAGAGACGAAGGAAUCAGCUGUAUACCGCUGCCAUGUAUUCAGAUGUCACAUCGCGGAAGCAGCUAAUAUAUAA